Molecule: messenger RNA, 4156 nt
Organism: Vollenhovia emeryi
Lineage: Eukaryota; Metazoa; Arthropoda; Insecta; Hymenoptera; Formicidae
Exons: 5
Coding region: 582-2573 (663 amino acids)
Source: RefSeq, a predicted model, not a curated record
GUUACGAUUUUCAAGUUCCAUUUCGACAGGCGUGAAUUUAUCAUUGUUACCAGCUCGCCGAGUCUAACAGUUGGCACACCGCGUAGUUACAUGAUUAUUAAUCGUUCGCCGCACCGUUUACACCCGAGCUUUCGCGAAUACCGGACUUGUUUGCAAACAGGCACGGUCGUGUCUAGCUGUGUAUGCGGAUAGCGCAUGUUAUAGGAAGUCGACACAGAGAAUAUCGUUAAAGCUUCCUCGCGUUUCAGUGUGUAUUGGAAAUCUCGAGCGAGUAAGUUCGUCAAUUUAAAGCCGAGGAAACGUACAUUUUACACGGCGGGAUAUUGGCGAGAACAAUAGCGAUUGGAUUCACCGAUUGGACUCUAUUCUUGUAAUCGGUCUCGGGGGCUCUCCCAGGUUUCGCGCUUAAUUGGACCAGGCAUAAAAUCGUCAUUUACAGAUUUACUUGUAUCUCGUUUCAAGACUUUUCAACUGCUUCCCCACGAGGAGAUAAAUUUCCGCACCGAUAAGUCGAGGAAACAAAUUGAGCCGAAGGCUCUUUUGUCUCAGAAGCGAGCUUUGGACUGUUGAUUGCCGUCGGUAUGCCCGUCAACGGAGUACGCGUGCUGCCGGACAUACCGAAGAGUAUGCCGAACAUGGGGAUCUUGAUUCAGGAGUUCGAAACGGGUUUCUGUUCGACGCCGGCCAGCUGCCAGGAUACCGCGCCGAAAUCGUCGACCUUGAGCCACGGCAAUUUCGUCAAAAAGAUUGUUGAAGCUUACGAGUCAAGCGUGAAAGCGUCCAACAGGCCUCCACGGGAACGAACUAGAGAAAGAAGUGAUUUCUUGAAUACUCUUGAUGCCAAGAACCACAGGAACGUAGAGAAGAGCUCGGGACCCGCGAUAUGCGAAACGGCCCACUGGGACAACUUUCAGAAGGAAUUCAACUACUUUUCGACUUCGCUCGAGACACACGAGGUCGAAGGUGACUUUGUGAUUCUUAAUCGGUAUCACUCGGAGAGCGAUGUCAAAACAGCUUCUGAUGCAUGGCUGGGAUUCCCCCCCAAGAUCAAUAUGUACAGCUCCAUAGGCGAAUUCUCGAUGGAAUCUCAAUCCAGUCCGUCGACGAGGAAUAAAACGUGGAGCCUGAAGAGGAGAAAUGAAAAAUUCGACGAUAAAACGAGGAAGAAGAAAUUAAUAGUUUGCUCAAGUCCUUUGGAGGAUGUUGAAGACAAAGAUUUGAACUGCGAGACUCUUGACGACAUCUUAACAAGCUCUUGCGACUCAAGCAAUAACAGUUACAGAAAUUUACAAGCUAAUCUAUAUUGCUUUGAAGACAAACAACUCGGACUCUCCUCAACUUCGCUGCCAUCGUUGAGGUCCCCCUUGAGAUCGUCGCACAGUAACAUAUUAAAUAAUGAUGACGGUAGCCUAGACUCAUCAUCCUUUCUCGACAUAACCGUUACAUCUUCCAAAGAUGUUUCAGAGGAUCGAGAUAAUCUUCGGGAUUCUAAACCGGUUCCAAAUCCAUCGUAUAAUCUCGACCAAAAGUCGCCGCGAGCAAAAGGCGCUUUGCCCAAUGAAGCCCAGCCGGUCAAGAUCGACAGCGAUACCUGUAUGACGUGGAUAUCAACCCUGGGCGACAAGCUGUCUCGAAAGAAACAGCUGAAGAAGUUACUAAAGUCGGCAUUCGGCACUAAACUGUUGAACAAGAAGGUAUGCAAAAAACCGGCCGAGAAGCAGCCGAAUGAACGUACUUCCGACUCUGGGUUUACCGAACGAUUUCUGUCCUCUUCGUCCUCUCCCUCGCAGAGAUCCUGGCGCCCCAAUCCCACCGAGAAACCGCCGGCGCCGCCGACAUUUGGAACCUUCGGCCGCGAGAAAAACGCUUGCGUCAGUAACAAGACGUGGUCAAAGAGCUCUCGCAUGGUCUUGACUGAAGUGCCCCGCGAAGAGUUUGCGAGCGAGUCUGAGCCUUCCGACUCGAUCUCCUGGAUAUCUUCACGUGGCUCAACCACCUCCUGCAAAGAGAACCGCGGGAACGUCGUUGAAUCUCCGUUGAAGAGCACGAUGCUCACGAAUUCUUCGACGUUGAAAGCCUCCUGUGGAUACCCGCCGCAUCCUGAGUGCCCUCGUCCGGCCUGGAACGGGAUCCCCGAACAGCCCUUUAUCGCGGAGACAAAGCCGGAUCGAACAACGGAGGAGCGGAUGAGAUGCGACGCGAAGGAACGCGAAUUUGAUAUGCGUGAAUUGGAAUCUUCAGGUACGUCGUCUACGUCUCAAACCGACCUAAACAUCUCGCACUCCAAGAUAUCUCAGUGGUUGACUUCAUCUUCAAACUGCAACUGCAAUCUUUUGAGAUCACGUUUGUGCAAGUCAACGUCGGCGCUUGAUGGGCUCGUUCCUCAGCGGACACCGGUCAAUAAUGUUCUUAUGUGCAAGUCCACCAUGGAUUUCUUGUCUACCGUGCACAAUGAUUCGUGCGCGCAGAGAGAAUCCUGCACGCACCGUUACGCCACCGUGAGUCCGAAAAAUUUGAGAUUCUCCAUGUCGCGAGAGAAAUCGCGGGCGAUCGAAAGGAGUUUCAAUGCCUAGAAGGACACCGGCGCUCUUCCCCUCGGGAGGUACUUUCGGCUGGGUGGAAUUUUCCAGAUUGCGAUUUAAUUAAACUUCGCUGAAGUACGUCACGCUGGAUAGUAAUCUAUCUAAAUUACGAUCAAACUGCUCGCAAUCGAAUGUUGGUAUUUGAAAAUUAAUUUAACGAUUGACCGUUUAACAAUUAUUUACAGCUCAAACUGCGCACGUCACUUUACUUAGUUCUAAGAUCAAUUUAAUUCUUAUUAGUAUCGUUAGAUCGACGAGAGCUACUUUGAUUUAUGCUUGAUUCGCAGUAUUCGCUGCUUACGCCGAAAUGGCCGGCAAAUCAUUGGCAGAUUUGUCGCGUCAGUUCGUUCUGAUGUAUUGAUAUUAUUGACACUGCCAAUCCCGAAAUAGAGUUAUACAAUUGUCUUACUCAGGAGGAUUCCGAUUUAAUGAGAAAUUUUGAUUGACAAUUUAAUUUACUUAUCUACUGAGUCAUCCCGUAAAUAACGCGGUAUAAAAGGGAACUUGAUUUAUUCUUUAGCUCGAAAUCGAAAGACUUUUAUCGCUAGGGAAUUGAAGUUUUAAGAUUAAGUAGUUGUCAAUAAUAAUUUUGGAUAAAAAUUAAAAGGUCAAAUUUUUUGUUACAUAAAUCAUUGGUUUCAAAGUUGUCUUUAACGAAACCGCACUACUUAUGGGAUAACCCAAUAUUUAUUUAUUAUCUCUAUUUACAUGUCUAAGACGAUAUUCAACAAAAUUGAACUUGUACGAAUCUUAAAAUAAUUAUCUUUUGUUUAGCUUUAUAGUUUUAUAAUACCGAUUGCGAUGAGAGAUUAUUCUUGAUUAAAAUUCGGUUAAGAGAAUGGGCCAAUUAAGAAUCCGCAAAGUUAAAAAUUCGAUUUGUACGCGUCUCACUUGUCUCCUCUUUUUCGAGAAACGUCAGCACGAGUACCCGGAGAGAUUUCCACCAAAGAGGAGGCCGUGCGAUGGCGUAAUUUUAUCUUUUGCAAAUUUUCUACCGGAAAAAGUAACAUAUAAUAAUGUCUUGCUCAUUCUUCGUAAAAUUUUGCAAAUCACCGUCGCACACGAGAACGCAUUUUUAAUCUCUCCUAUUCAGCAUUUCAAUAUUUUAUUCAAUUAAUCUCUUUCCGCUUUCCCGUGCUACGUAAAAGAGGUAAAAGGAAUUUGACAUUUGCGAACAGUUCCAUUUACUGGUCCGUUUCUCUCGUCGAAAUCGGCAGGUUCCAAUACACGACAGAUUCAUGAUAUCGUGGUGCUCUCGGUCAUUUCUUGCGAAAUGACACGACGAAGAUUCUUUCAAAGAUAAGGUUAUACGAAGAACGAUAUCAUGUAAUCUUUAUCCUUAUUGACAAAGAUACUCUCCUCGAGUCUCUCGUAUUUCUUCCGGAAAUGUUGAAGAAGAUCUCGAGUAGCAGUGAACGAAUUAUUAGUUGUACAACAGCGACUUCGCAGCUCCUGACGCAAAAGCUUAUAUGUUGUCUAUUAUUGUUUAGGAAUAAGCAUUUUUGAUACGAUAUUGCAUGCAAUUGCCUUCGCGCAUUAUGUUCGAAAGAUUAAUAUAUACAAAAUGUUUUUAC